Molecule: messenger RNA, 1671 nt
Organism: Nanorana parkeri
Lineage: Eukaryota; Metazoa; Chordata; Amphibia; Anura; Dicroglossidae
Product: E3 ubiquitin-protein ligase TRIM39-like
Exons: 3
Coding region: 1-1671 (556 amino acids)
Molecular function (GO): zinc ion binding; protein binding
Source: RefSeq, a predicted model, not a curated record
AUGGCUUCUAUGGAGUAUGGCUUGGGACCCGCUCCCCACACCUCUGCCACUGCGCCUGCACACAGCCUUGCACCACCUCCACACCGGACCCGGGAGAAGGAGGGAGAAUUAGACUGCUACACCGCGCAUGCGCAGCAUUUGGCUGAGACCAGGAGCAGAAGCAGCGACCUGAUUGGUCAGUCUGUUUACACCUUUUAUGUGGAUCUAAAUGCAGAGAACAAUUCAGAGUCAGCCAUUGUCAAGCAUAAGAUUCUGUCUGUGAUGGCGUCUUUUGAUCUGAGAGAGGAGUUGAAAUGUCCCAUCUGCUGGGAGAUUUAUAUAGAACCCGUCAGCCUGAAAUGCGGUCACAACUUCUGCCAGGAUUGUAUCAUCCGCCAGCUGCUCACACAGAAGGGAUCUGGGUGUUAUUCCUGUCCUCAGUGCAAAGAAGAGUCCGAGGAGUGGCCAACGCUACACAGGAACAUUGCUCUGCAUAACAUAUCGGAGCAUUUCCUGUCUAAACCCUCCAUGGAGAACCGACUAUGCUUUGUUCAUAAUCUGGACCUGAAGUAUUACUGCGCUCAGGAUGCCUCUUGUAUCUGCGAUAAGUGCUUGGAAGAAGAACAUCGGGGACACCAGGUGGAGUCACUGGAUGAGGCCUCAGAGAAGAAGAGGGUAAGACUGAAAAGUGUUCACCAGAAUUUGAAGAUAGAGAGAGAGGAGAUGGAGAAUAGAGUUCAGAGUCUGCAGGAACACAAGAGGAAAGUAGAAGGAAAAGCAGCAGAGGAAACUGAUAAAGUCGCUGCUCUGUUCAGAGACCUCAGAAGACAACUAGAUGACUUGGAGAAGAAAGUCCUAAAAGAGAUCUCCAUAAAUGUCGAGCGGAUCUCGGUCUCUGUCUCCAAUCUGAUCGAUCAGCUGGUGAUAAAAAAGGGCGAGCUGUCCCGGAAGAUGCGGGACAUUGACCGGGAGCUGAGCAACAUGAUGGAUCCAUUGACUGCCCUCCAGCAAUCAGGCAUAGGUGACUUGUGUGACAUCAAUCAGAGAGAUGAUGAGGAACCCCCUAAUGAUGGAGGGGAUCUGGAUACAACUUGGGUGUCUCACGUGAUACAAACAGGUGCAUCCCAUAUAACCGGAAUAAUGAUAUGCUUCCAUCUACAGGAACCUGCAGACAUAUCGCUGGACAUAAACACGGCCCAUAAUGAUCUCCAUAUAUCAGAUGACAUGAAAACCGCAUCCUAUUCACCACACCAGAAUCGCCCCAAAACACCGCAGAGGUUUAAGGAUUAUACUCAGGUGUUAAGCAGUCAGAGUAUCUCCUCAGGGCGACAUUACUGGGAGGUGGAUGUCGGAGGGUCGGCGUAUUGGAGCAUCGGAAUGUGUUACCCCAGUAUAGACCGGGGAGGAUACCAAGCGCAGAAUGAAUGCAAUAAUAAGUCCUGGUGUUUGCGCCGAAGUGGCGAUUGGUAUUCAGUGAUACGCGACAGCAAAUGGAUCGAACUGCCGGCCAGUAUCUCCAGCGAUAGAUUGAGGGUAUAUCUGGAUUAUGAAUCUGGUCAGAUCUCCUUUUAUGAAUUUUGUACCCCAGUGAGACACAUAUACACCUUCACCGCCACCUUCACCGAGCCCCUCCACGCUGCUUUACGUAUAUGGAACGGUUGCGUCAAGAUAUACAGGGAAAAUCGGGGGUAG